Molecule: messenger RNA, 1730 nt
Organism: Odobenus rosmarus divergens (Pacific walrus)
Lineage: Eukaryota; Metazoa; Chordata; Mammalia; Carnivora; Odobenidae
Gene: PRR16
Product: proline-rich protein 16-like
Exons: 2
Coding region: 209-1123 (304 amino acids)
Biological process (GO): positive regulation of translation; positive regulation of cell size
Source: RefSeq, a predicted model, not a curated record
GCCGAGCGCCGCGUCUCGCGGAGUUGAUGGCAGCACCACUGUGCGGCCGCCCAGCCGAGCGCCGAGCGCAGCCGCCCGCCGCUGCCCAGGGAGCGUCCAAGAUGUGGGGGGAUCGGGGCGGCAGCGGCCGCAGUAGCGCCAGGGACGGGGGCGCGCAGCAGCCUCCGCUCGCCCGCCUGUGCUGACCUGCCUCGCCUGCCCCCAGAGAAUGUCAGCCAAGUCCAAGGGGACCCCCUCCUCGUCCUCUCCAGCCGAGGGACCUCCGGCAGCCUCCAAAACCAAGGUGAAGGAACAGAUCAAGAUCAUUGUGGAGGAUCUAGAAUUAGUCCUGGGCGACCUGAAGGACGUGGCCAAGGAACUUAAGGAGGUGGUUGACCAGAUUGAUACCCUGACCUCCGACCUGCAGCUGGAGGAUGAGAUGACCGACAGCUCCAAAACGGACACCCUGAAUAGUAGCUCCAGCGGCACAACGGCCUCCAGCAUCGAGAAGAUCAAAGUGCAGGCCCACGCACCCCUCAUCAAGCCCCCAGCACACCCGUCUGCUAUCCUCACCGUCCUGAGAAAGCCAAACCCUCCGCCACCUCCCCCGCGGUUGACCCCUGUGAAGUGUGAAGAGCCCCCGAGAGGGGUGCCAACGAUCAAUCCUGUGAAGACGAAUGGUACCCUCCUGCGAAACGGAGGCUUUCCCGGGGCACCCAACAAAAUUCCAAAUGGAGACGUCUGCUGCAUACCCGCUAGUACCUUGGACAAGGCUCCCGGGCGGCCUCUGAAGCACAGACCUGAAAAAGACAGGUGCCUCCAGGCAGGGCCCCGGGAACGAGUUCGGUUUAAUGAAAAAGUACAGUACCAUGGCUAUUGUCCCGACUGUGACACCCGGUAUAACAUAAAAAACAGAGAGGUCCAUUUACACGGCGAACCUGUCCACCCACCGGAAAAGCUUCCUCACCCAGGCCCCCCCCUCCCUCCUCCACCCCACCUCCCUCCUUUUCCACUGGAAAACGGGGGGCUGGGAAUAAGCCACAGUCACAGUUUCCCCCCUCUCAGACCUGCAACUGUGCCUCCUCCCACUGCACCAAAACCACAGAAGACAAUCUUGAGGAAAUCAACCACUACAACAGUGUGAUGUAUGCCAUUUCCAAAACCUUUUUGUUUUUGUUUUUUUUUAAUUUCUAUACUAUAAACAUAAAAUAAUAAGUAAUGAGCACUUUCUACUCAAGCAAUAAAAAGCCCAAAUAUAUUAAUCCUGCAUUCAGCAAAGUGGCAUAAAAUCCACCUGGUAAGUAUGCAGUAUGUUGUUUAUAUCCCGGGUAUGCGGUGUUUAAACAGUUGCAUCGUCGGAAACCACAGAACCAUGAAAAAGCUGCGCUUAUUGUUUCUUUCAACCGACCUAUGAUAAAUGGUGACCUCUAGAUUUCAAAUGAUUUACUCUCAGAGAUGGGAUUAGUUUCAUUUAUUCACGCCUAACUCAUCUAUGCAUUAAUAACAUGUCAUCCUCCUACCUUUGACCAGAUGCUUUUUAGGAAGAAAUUUUAAUACCGAAGGACUAUUUUAUUAUUUUUUCUAAAGAUGUUUGUCACUAGUUUUACAUUAUGAAAUGCCGAGAACAAUACCAAAAAGUUUUAUUUUCUAUACUACACAAUUAUGAUUAUACGUUCCGCUAUAUCUGUAAUGAAAGAUUUUUGUCUGUGGAAAUAUCAUAUGUCAAUAAACAACAGUACCUAAUGGCAAAA